AACCUCCUCACCGAUAUUGUCACUUUUUCAGUCAGAAAGAUUUAUGACAGUGUUGACAUUUCGUGGAGUUGUGGUUGAGAAGGAGAAAUGACCCACUUGCAGAAAGAUUACCAGCACAUCAACUCCAGACUUUGAUUCUCUUUAAAACAAAGCCUCUCUGUUUAAUUGAUUAGAUUCUACUAUUUAAAGACUUUCAAAUUUACACAGCUUUUAUCGUUUGCUUUUUUUUUUUUUUUUUUUUUAAAUAUUGGAUUCGCGUAAGAUUCAAUUUUCCUCUUUUAUAGCUUUCUCUUUAAUAUUAUCUUCAUUUUUUAAAUCACGAAGAAUAUUUAUCUGACUUCUGUUUCUGGUCAGAAAAAGGGCGGAGGAAUUUGCUGGAUUCAUGCCUGUUAAUAAAGGAAGGAUUUACUUCUUUUUGCAUCCACUUUUUCUUCUUUGAUGACUCUGCAUUCGUGGGAAUUGGGUGCUGUAUCUGAUCGGAGAUUCACCAGAUUCUCUUGUUUCUGCAGAUAUUUUACUUGUUACAACUUGGCUGCAGGCAAAAGUUUUCCAUCUUGCUGGCAACCUCUCAUCAUGGGAUGGCUCACCAAACUUCUGAAAGGUUCCAGUCAUAAAGGUCAUUAUCAUGGGAAAAAUGCUGAUGAUAGAAUUUGGAAUGAUCCUAGUGAUUCAGUGGAUAAUUCAUCCGAUAUUGACAAAGAAGAACUUGAUUAUGCUAUUGCAAUAUCUCUUUCAGAAGUGGAUCAUAAGGGAAAAAAAGUGAUUGAAAAUGAAUCUGACUCGGAGGAAGACAUACAAUGUAUUAAAUCUGACUCGGAUGAAGAUGAAGAUGAAGAUGGACUGUUUGCUAAAGCUCAAAUAGAGGAAGCUAAGCGACUAGCUAAAGCUGAACAAGAGGAAUAUGAACGACGAGCUCAACAAGAGGAAUAUGAACGUCGAGCCAAAGCUCAACUAGAGGAGGAUGAACAACUUGCAAAGGCCAUUCAGGAAAGUUGGAGCAUUGAGACUCCUCCUCAAGAUGAUACUCCAAAUAUAUUUCAGCCUAUUCCCUUAUUUUAUCCUUCUGGUUAUAGGACCUGUGCUGGUUGCAAUAUUGAGAUUGGUCAUGGAAGAUAUUUAAGUUGCAUGGGUGCUUUUUGGCAUCCUCAAUGCUUCCGUUGCUAUGCUUGUAAUCAACCAAUUACAGAUAUCGAGUUUUCAGUUUCCGGGAGUCGUCCCUAUCACAAACACUGCUAUAAGGAGCAGCAUCACCCAAAAUGUGAUGUCUGCCAUAACUUUAUCCCAACAAAUUCAAGCGGCCUUAUUGAGUAUAGAGCACAUCCUUUCUGGUUUCAGAAGUACUGCCCCUCGCACGAGCAAGAUGGGACUCCUCGGUGUUGCAGUUGUGAAAGAAUGGAGCCGAGGGACACAAGAUAUAUAUUGCUUGAUGAUGGUCGAAAGUUGUGUUUGGAGUGUCUAGACUCUGCAAUAAUGGAUACUCAUGAAUGCCAACCCCUUUACCUCGAAAUACAAGAAUUUUAUGAAGGUUUAAAUAUGAAAGUGGAACAGAAUAUUCCAUUACUUUUGGUUGAGAGACAGGCACUAAAUGAGGCUAUGGAGGGGGAAAAAAAUGGCAACCAUCACUUACCUGAGACCAGAGGGCUUUGUUUAUCGGAAGAGCAGACUGUUACCACUGUUUUAAGGAAACCAAGAGUUGGAGCAGGUUACCGGUUUGUAGACAUGAUAACAGAGCCUUAUAGGCUAGUUCGUCGAUGUGAAGUGACAGCAAUUCUCAUAUUGCACGGUCUCCCCAGGUUAUUAACAGGGUCAAUCCUGGCUCAUGAAAUGAUGCAUGCUUGGCUUCGUCUGAAAGGUUAUCCCAAUUUGAAACCAGAAGUUGAAGAAGGUAUAUGUCAGGUGUUGGCUCAUAUGUGGCUGGAGUCUGAAACUUAUUCCGGCUCCAAUGUUGCAUCAUCAUCUUCAUCCUCUUCAUCAUCAUCAUCAUCAUCACCACCACCAUUGCCUGCGUCAACUAAGAAGGGUAAACGGUCAGACUUUGAGAAGAAACUUGGUGAAUAUUUUAAACACCAGAUUGAGUCAGAUUUGUCACCAGCUUAUGGAGGUGGAUUCAGAGAAGGUAACAAGGCAGUGAGCACGUAUGGCCUCAGAAACACUCUGGAACACAUCCGUCUCACUGGAAGUUUUCCUUGUUGAUUGCAAAAUACUUAAUGCCCCUUCCUAUAACUUAAUAGGAAACAAAACCUAUUCCCAUACCAGAUGGAUGAAUUACACAACGCUCAACAAAAUAAGUGAUAAAAAAUGCUAGUUUCCAUGCAUAAAUGCUGUAACUUUUCCUAAUUAUUUUCACAACAUAGAAUGUAUUCAGAACCCUUAUAAAGAAAGGUUAGACAGAGCUCUUUGUAAACUGGGUUGGAUUCAUUUCUGGUCCAUUAGCAGGUAUCUUGUUCUUCCUCGCACUAUCUCGGAUCAUAGGCCACUGGUUUUCAUGAUUGACUAUCUUCUGGUUUCAAUCUCAUUGACAUUAGUAUACAAAAUAACAAAUAAAUACUACAUUAUGUUCA
Messenger RNA from Mangifera indica (mango), 2561 nucleotides. RefSeq names its product protein DA1-related 1-like. Gene Ontology annotation, molecular function: ubiquitin binding. The record is from RefSeq and is a predicted model, not a curated record. NCBI's taxonomy places the organism in Eukaryota, Viridiplantae, Streptophyta, Magnoliopsida, Sapindales, Anacardiaceae. The transcript is spliced from 12 exons. Bases 439 to 2193 code for a protein of 584 amino acids.